This is a messenger RNA of Cheilinus undulatus (humphead wrasse), 6968 nucleotides long. It is a transcript of the gene dpysl2b, whose product is annotated as dihydropyrimidinase like 2b. Gene Ontology annotation, cellular component: cytosol; cytoplasm. The record is from RefSeq and is a predicted model, not a curated record. Bases 218 to 2164 code for a protein of 648 amino acids. NCBI's taxonomy places the organism in Eukaryota, Metazoa, Chordata, Actinopteri, Labriformes, Labridae. Gene Ontology annotation, molecular function: hydrolase activity, acting on carbon-nitrogen (but not peptide) bonds, in cyclic amides. The transcript has 14 exons.
UCCUAUUUUUCCCUCAUUUCAGAUAUUCACCGUGCAUUUUCCUCUCUUUUGGGAGUGUUUUCAUGCACCAUUAGCCCUACAUUUUUGCGCUUUUGUCACGGUGCGACCACCUGCGCGUAAAGAAAAAAAAAAAAGGCGGUGGCUGUCAAGGAAAAAAAGCAGCUGAGUGUGAGCAUCUGUGCAUCCUCUCCCCGGGAAUCCUCACAGCCAGAAAGGCAUGUCGACCGCCGGGGAAGUACCAGCCUUCUUCAGGGGCAUGGGCUCUGACAGCCCAGCCAGGCCGAGGCAGCAGUUCUGUGGGAUGUUCUGCCCGGUGGAGGGCUCCUCGGACAGCAAGACGCUGGACUUUGAUGCGCUGUCUGCGUGCAGAGGGAAGAGUAACGGCCGAGUCAUUGACCGGCAGACCGACAUCUCCCAGCCGAGGAAGGUGGAGAUCCGGGAGAGCACUGGGAAGGAGGCUCUGCAGAAUCUGGAUGAUAAAAGGAGUGAUCGUCUCCUGAUCAAAGGGGGGAAGAUUGUGAACGAUGACCAGUCCUUCUGUGCUGACAUUUACAUGGAGGAUGGGGUCAUCAAACAAAUCGGAGAGAAUCUCAUUGUUCCCGGCGGGGUAAAAACCAUCGAUGCUCAUGGCCGCAUGUUGUUGCCGGGCGGCAUUGAUGUGCACACACGUUUCCAGAUGCCUGAUCGAGGUAUGAUGUCUGCAGACGACUUCUACCAGGGAACCAAAGCAGCGCUGGCUGGAGGAACCACCAUGAUCAUCGACCAUGUGCUCCCUGACCCCGGCGCCAGUCUCAUCUCAGCCUUCGAGCAGUGGCGCGAGUGGGCCGACAGCAAGUCCUGCUGUGACUACUCGCUGCACAUCGACAUCACCGAGUGGCACAAAGGGAUCCAGGAAGAGAUGGAGGCUCUGGUGAAGGAUCACGGGGUCAACUCUUUCCUGGUCUACCUGGCUUAUAAGGAUAUUUUCCAGCUUACUGACGCUCAGGUGUACGAGGUGUUCAGUGUGAUCCGUGAUCUUGGAGCCAUUGCCCAGGUCCACGCUGAGAAUGGAGACAUCGUAGCUGAGGAGCAGCGCAGAAUGCUAGAGCAAGGGAUCUCCGGUCCUGAGGGGCACGUGUUGAGCCAUCCUGAGGAGGUGGAGGCUGAGGCUGUGAACCGCUCCGUGACUGUAGCCAAUCAGACCAACUGUCCCCUCUACAUCACUAAGGUGAUGAGUAAGAGUGCUGCUGAUGUCAUCGCUCAGGCCAGGAAGAAAGGAACUGUUGUCUACGGAGAGCCAAUCACUGCAAGCUUGGGAACAGACGGUUCUCACUACUGGAGCAAGAACUGGGCCAAGGCAGCUGCCUACGUCACGUCCCCUCCCCUGAGCCCCGACCCGACCACGCCAGACUAUCUCAACUCCCUGCUCUCCUGUGGUGAUUUACAGGUGACAGGAAGUGCUCACUGUCCCUUUAACACGGCCCAGCGCGCUGUGGGCAAAGAUGACUUCAGCUUGAUCCCUGAAGGAGUCAACGGCACUGAAGAGAGGAUGUCCAUCAUCUGGGACAAGUGUGUGGUGACGGGUAAGAUGGAUGAAAACCAGUUUGUGGCAGUGACCAGCACUAACGCCGCCAAAAUCUUCAACCUCUACCCCCGAAAGGGUCGUAUCGCUGUGGGUUCAGACGCUGACUUGGUGCUGUGGGACCCUGACAUCACGAAGAUCAUCUCUGCUAAGAGCCACAACUCGACUGUGGAGUACAACAUCUUUGAAGGCACAGAAGUACGUGGUGGGCCUCUUGUGGUGAUCAGCCAGGGCAAGAUCGUUUUGGAGGAAGGGACCCUCCACGUCACAGAGGGCUCGGGACGCUACAUGGCCCGUAAACCUUUCCCUGACUACGUGUACAAGAGGAUAAAAGCUCGCAGCAGGCUUGCUGAGCUGAGAGGUGUACCCAGAGGACUGUAUGAUGGUCCAGUCUGUGAGGUGUCAGUGACCCCGAAAACUAUGACUCCCGCCUCCUCUGCAAAGACCUCACCUGCCAAGCAGCCAAACCAGCCCGUCCGUAACCUGCACCAGUCUGGAUUCAGCCUAUCUGGUGCCCAGAUCGACGACAACAUUCCCCGCCGGAACACCCAGCGCAUAGUGGCUCCACCAGGCGGCCGGGCAAACAUCACCAGCCUGGGUUAGAGCAUCCCUCUGAGCUGCUGAGGAGGAAACAAAGAUUUGAGGAAGGACGUCCAAAAAGGAGCUGAGAUGUCGAUAAACCACACAGAGAGCCUUGGAGCCGAACUGGACACCCGUCAGCCUCGAACUUUCACCUCCUCCUUUGCAGCUUGUUCACGUAACCGCUCUCCACCCUGAAACCAGAACCUAGAGGACACAAUUAGUAACAAAAACAACAAAAAAAGGGUCUGCCUCAUAAGAUGGAAAAAAAUGAAAACACUCCUUAUUUGAGCACUUUUGAUCACAUUAUUUAGAUUUUUUAUACUGUAUUAUUUUCCCUACCAUGUAUGAUUUUGAUGUCUGUUUUACUGGUGUUAAUAGAGGGGUUGAGAGACUGAUUUAUUACAGUUGGAAAAGUGGAUAAUUUUCACGCAGGAUGUCCAUUGUAUUUCCUUUUUUGUGUUUUCAUUUUGGAAGUAAUUUAAAUGGAGCAUGGGUACAAAACAAAGAUCGUUUUUCUUGCUUUUCUUAAGAAGGCCAAACAGUCGGUCACUUGAAGUUGAACAGUCUUACACCUUCCUUUAUUUAAAACUUCCUGCAAGCUUUCUGUGAACUGUGUGCUUUCUAUCGCGGCAACUGAUACCAAAUUUACCAGAUGAAAUGAGGACGGCCUUUUGAUUUAAAAACUGAAGCAGCAUUGCUUUUAAGGGUUGUAAACUCUCACUGUAAUGGCUAUCUUUAAUGUUUGCACCUGUGUCUUAGUAAGAAACUACACUGCACCAUUGGCAGCUGCUUGACAGUCAGUGAGGCAGAGGGAGCUUUGGCAGGUAUUAAAAAGAGCCAGGCAUCGGGGUAUAGUUAAGAAGGAGAAUUAAAAGAGAGAUUAAGGAAGGAAAGAGAAAGUUUCACCUCUCCUUGCCUUAUCGUCUCUUAACGCCGUCCUUUUGGAGAAGUUUGAAAAGUCUGAGGAAGGUGCAUUAAAGUAUGCAGCAUCCCGUUUUGAAGCUUUUUUUGCAUUCCUUUGACUCAUAAAGGUCCAAAGUUUUUCAUUGAAGCACGUGAUAACCGUCCAUCACCAAGCAGUGCAUUUACGUACAGAAUGUUUUCCUCCUCCUCCAAAUGUGACCGUUUUCUACUCAUCACAAUCCCCCUUUCCUUUCUACUCUUUAUGUGCCUGAAACCCUUAGAAGUUGUACUGAUAGGUUGAGUUUUCUUGUUUUAUUAUUCUGUUUGAGCUGAGUGAUGGAUGUAAGAUAAAAGAGAUGUAAAAUAGCCAGGAUUAACCGAUUCAAAGGUGCCAGAUUUUGCGCUUUCAUAGGGCCUGUUCUGUCUGUAGAGGCCCUGUAAAGACGAUAAAACGCUCGAUAUCUUGAAAUGUUCUAAUGUUUUAGAGUUUUUAACUUGUUGUCAAACUGCUUUUUAGUGUCAUUCUGUAUCUAGGUGCCCGAGGGCUGAGCACUAUUGAUUUACGCUUGAAAGUAGACACGAGCUAAUGUACUUCUGACUAGUGUGCGGUGUUGAUGUGUGAGGGAUGGGACACGCACAGCCGGCUCCUGUGCUGCACUAUUUUCUGUUGUGGAUGUGAUGUCGCUCCAGGCCGUGCGGAGCGUUCAUAAGCUGUGCUUCCUUUUUUAAAUGAUCUGGUUUUCAUUAAGCCAAGCAUCUGAUUUCCUCUGUUAGUUCUUAUGUCAACAAAGUCUUGGCUACCAAUCACCAUAGUCCUGCAGUCCCCCUUUUUUUCCUUAUUACUCAACACAGCACAAAAAGCCUCACGCUAACUCUGACUUAGCCAGAGGCCAGUUACAUAAAUGUACAUUAAAACUGUAAGGCUGUUUGUCAGACUGACCUUGCAUUCUUUAGACUUAUAUGAUGAGAAACAGCUCCUGCAGAAAUAUUAGCACAGGCGUGCAGCAGCCUCUGGUAUUGUGAAAUGAAGGAACUGCAGAAAUGCAGAAACCUGCAAUUCCUUGACAGUCCACUUGAGGCUGGCUGCUGUUUCAUAGCAUGAAGAGGGUUGCAAGUUGUCUGAUUUGAAUUUAAGAAGAAUACAAGUGAUGCAUAAUCAAGAGUACAAUAAGAUAGGAUAAGACUCACAGAGUGAAAAAUUUGUCUUAGGCUCCUCACCCAUGUUCCAGCCAUAGAAAACACUCAACAACAUGUAGAUUACUUAUUAGAAACACUCUGACAUCAGACAUUGAGUACCAAUAGAUAAUUACUGUUAAAACUUAGAAUAUAAAAACCAUUAUGUUCUCAGAGUAGCAGUGUAAAAAUGCAAGAGAAAUCACAGUCCAGUCCAUUGCCCUAGCUGCCUUAUUAAAUAGCUGUAUUUACACAGAAAUAAACAAAUGUUUAAACCUGUUUGGACCAUGGUGGGGAACCCAGAACCUCUUACCAGAGUACAGCAGUUCAUUCUCUGGAUGUAAAACACAAGAUUCAUCAUUUACAAUCUUAGUAGCCUGUCUGAAAGCAAAUUAAAAAUAGUCUGCAUGCAUGUGUGAUUCUUUACCUCCUAUUAUUUUCCAUGCAGCGUGAAUCAGUUGCAUCAUUUUUAUUUCAACUGCAUAGACAACUUUCCAAACCUUGCUGUGAUACCGCACCUGAUUAGGCUGGUUGAUAUUUCUGUGAGCUAGCUAGUUGUACCUGUUUGCCAGGAGUCUGAAUGCCCUCUUUGCUGGUGGACCCUAAAUUUGUGUGAGAAGUGUUUUCAUUAUGCUGCAGAUUGGCCUCAGAAUAUAGCUUGAGUAACCAAAUGGCUCACACUCAGACUUUGCCUGAUACUUAUUUUAGGGUAAAGCACUAAAAGAAACUAGGGGUAGACCCAUUAACAGCCUGGCUGAUUAUUGGUACUUAGUUUUGCUGAUAAUAUGUCUUCUACUCUGGCUUUGCUUUCACUCUCUACAGCAGGGGUGUCCAAACUAUGGCCCAGGGACCAAAUGCAGCCUGCAGAUCUUGUUUCAACACAAAAGAUGAUGCAUUACUGGCAGUAAGUGAAAAAAUCUGCUUAGGGAGAAAGAGAAAUAUACUUGUUUGGUGUCUUGAAAAGAGAAAAGAUUACAUCUGGAUAGUCUAGUUUUAAUUAGUGGAAAGCAACAAUGUUUUAUGUAACUGGCCCCUGCAUGAUUCACAUACAGACAUGUAAAGAUUCUGAAAUUAUACAUUACCUUGUUGGUUUUCCCCCUCUGAUCUAACAGGACGCCUCUAGAACAGUGAUCAUUAACUGGGGGCCACAUCAGGCCCCCCCAAAGCUUCCCAUCUGGCCCUUAUAAGAAUAUUUCAUAGAAAAACAAGUUUUUCAGGGUAUUUUUUUGUCUUUAUAUCCCUAAAGCUAUUAAAUCAAUGCAAAAAAAGGAUCAAUAUUGAAACAGUCUCAUCAGGAAUGACUUAUGUUUGACCCAUUUUCACGAUGCAUGAUAAACUCAUCAUUCAAGACCUGAUUCAACUUCAGUUUUUCUGUCAACUUUCCACUUCAGGCUCUUGGUGCGUGCCAUUUUUCAUGAAAAUUAAAUGUUAAAAUAUCUCAAUUGCUUCCUUUUGGCUGGCUAGAGUAAAGGCCAUAGGGGCUGAUCUUUAUUCUGAUGCCUUAAAACUGAAGGAAAAACAAAUAAUAAUACAAUAAUAUGUUAGACCAAAACAUUUUUAAAUUGUAUUCAUUUUGAAGUCUGACCCCCAUGGUGUCUGACCAAACAAAAUGUGGCCCAUGUAUAUAAAUGUAGUGGAUGACCCUUGCUCCAGAGGAUAAAGUCUGCCAGUGUAUCAAAUUGUAAAUAUAUUUAAAGAAUCCAAAGCAGAAGGGAAGUAACACAUGCAUGUCAAAGAUGAAAAGAGAGAGCUGAAAUAUGAUCGCUACAGCAAAUUACUCAUCACAUAACGAGUCAGAAGUGGGACAUUUGAUCACUCCUGUCCAUUACUUUAGUCAUUAGAAAGUUUCUCAUCUAUCAUGUGACCUUCACUACAUUUUUCACCACUGUCACUUUCAUUUUAGGCGGGAAUCUUUGUGGGUAAAGUCCACUAAUAUAGUUUGGCAGCAGGCGUCACCCUCAUGAGAGUAACUUGUGUUUUUCCUUCCUUUCACUUUCCCUCUGUCUCUCCCUUUCCCUCUUGCUCCUGCUAAUUCUCAUUCAUCCCCUCUCCCUCCCUCCUUUGGCUCUUUUGUUGUUUCUGGCUGUUACCACGGCGACAGCCCCCCUCCACUCGCACAGGGUUCUGCUUUUUUGUUUGUCAUGGCAACGCUUGUCAGAUUGGAGGUUGCCAUUAGCAACUCAUCCUGACCCGGUGCUAUUAGUGGAGCUAAGCGCCUGCACAUUCACAUACACAGACUCGCCAACAGACAGCUUUUAUAAUUAUUCUGUUUAAUCCUGCAGACUCCUCGCCAUACAUACCUAAUUUUCACACUUAAUGGGUGUUACAGAACCCUCGUCGUGUCCCAUACCUCUCCUAUCACACACACUUAUACUCCUUUAAUGCUCUGUCAGCUUGGACGCUUUUCUAUGCCAUAUUAUGCUAAUGAUAUAUGAGUGAUAUGUAUGUACGCAAUGUGCUGCAGACUGAGAGGAGCUUCCUUCUGUUCUAAGGGUUGCUAAUGCUGAUGUUGAACUCCUCCUUACCCCUCUGAAUCCUCUCGUUCCCCCCUCUGUAAGCACCCCCCCACCCUCCCUUUGUGAAAGUGAAACCGUGUGAUGGUAUUUGUCUCGGUGGCUGUGGGGUUUCUGGGAUGCUUGCUCACUGUGGAAAAAGAAGUGUCAAAUCCCACGGAUGGUGAUGUAAAAAAAAAACCCAAGAACUUCAAAGAAUAAAAAAAGAGAAAAAAAGGGAACAGUGUCUCUUUUGU